AUGGCGGGGCCGAGCCCGCGGUCCGGAGCCCUGGAGCGCGCCGGCAGCUGCUGGCAGGACCCGCUGGCCGAGGCGCUGAGCCGGGGCAGGCCGCUCGCGGCGUCCCCGGGUCGGGGCUGUGCGCGAAGCCGGCCGCUCAGCGUGGUCUACGUGCUGACCCGGGAGCCGCUGCCUGAGGUAGAACCCGAGACGGGAGCCGAGGCGGAGCCGCUGCCUCUGCGCUGCCUGCGUGAGGCCUGCGCGCAGCUCCCCGGACCGCGGCCGCGACCUCAGUUGCGCAGCCUGCCUUUUGGAACCCUGGCGCUGGGAGACACCGCAGCGCUCGAUUCGUUCUACAACGCGGACGUGGUGGUGCUUGAGGUGAGCAGCUCCCUGGCGCAGCCCUCCCUGUUCUACCACCUGGGUGUGAGGGAGAGCUUCAGCAUGACCAACAACGUGCUCCUCUGCUCCCAGGCUGACCUCUCUGACCUGCAGGCCCUGCGGGAGGACAUUUUCCAGAAGAACUCGGAUUGCAUUGGCAGCUACACGCUGAUCCCCUACGUGGUGACAGCCACCGGUCGGGUGCUGUGUGGCGAUGCAGGCCUCCUGAGGGGCCUGGCUGAUGGGCUGCUCCAGGCUGGGGUGGGCACAGAGGCCCUGCUCACACCCCUGGUGGGUCGGCUGGCCCGCCUGCUGGAGGCCACACCCACAGACUCUUGUGGCUACUUCCGGGAGACCAUUCGGCAGGACAUCCGGAGGGCGCGGGAGAGGUUCAGCGGGCAGCAGCUGCGGCAGGAGCUGGCUCGCCUGCAGCGGAGACUGGACAGCGUGGAGCUGCUGAGCCCCGACAUCAUCAUGAACCUGCUGCUCUCCUACCGGGAUGUGCAGGACUACUCAGCCAUCAUUGACCUGGUGGAGACCCUGAAGGCCUUGCCCACCUGUGAUGUGGCCGAGCAGCAUAAUGUCUGCUUCCACUACACCUUUGCCCUCAACCGGAGGAACAGGCCUGGGGACCGGGAGAAGGCACUGGCUGUGCUGCUGCCACUGGUACAGGUGGAGGGCCCGGUGGCACCUGACCUGUACUGCAUGUGUGGCCGUAUCUACAAGGACAUGUUCUUCAGCUCUGGCUUCCAGGAUACUGGGCACCGGGAGCAGGCCUAUCACUGGUACCGCAAGGCCUUUGACAUAGAGCCCAGCCUCCACUCAGGCAUCAACGCUGCUGUGCUCCUCAUUGCCGAUGGGCAGCGCUUUGAGGACUCCGAGGAGCUCCGGCUCAUAGGCAUGAAGCUGGGCUGCCUGCUGGCCCGAAAAGGCUGCGUGGAGAAGAUGCAAUAUUACUGGGAUGUAGGCUUCUACCUGGGAGCUCAGAUCCUCGCCAAUGACCUCACUCAGGUGGCACUGGCCGCAGAGCAGCUCUACAAGCUCAACGCCCCCAUAUGGUACCUGGUGUCCGUGAUGGAAACCUUCCUGUUGUAUCAGCACUUCAGACCCACACUAGAGCUUCCUGGAGAAGCCCCCCACGGCGCCCACUUCUGGCUCCACUUCUUGUUACAGUCCUGCCAGCCACUCAAGACGGCUUGUCCCCAAGGGGACCAGUGCUUGGUGCUGGUCCUGGAGAUGAAUAAGGUGCUGCUGCCGGCCAGGCUGGAGGUUCAGGGUACAAACCCGGUGAGCGCGGUGACCCUGAGCCUGCUGGAGCCCAAGAAGCAGGACGUUCCCUCCAGCUGGACCUUCCUGGUGGCCUCCAUCAGCGGCGUCAGCGUCUCCAAGCGGGACGAGCGCUGCUGCUUCCUCUACGCGCCUCCUCCCGCUCAGGACGUCCAGCUGUGCUUCCCCAGCGCCGGGCACUGCCAGUGGUUCUGCGGCCUGAUCCAGGCCUUGGUGAAGAGUCCGGACUCCGGGGCGCCUGCGGAGGAGACGGAGGGCGUUGGGGAGGUGUUGGAGUUUGAUUACGAGUUCACGGAGUCGGGCGAGCGGCUGGUGCUGGGCAAGGGCACGUACGGGGUGGUGUACGCGGGCCGCGAUCGGCACACUCGUGUGCGCAUCGCCAUCAAGGAGAUCCCGGAGAGAGACAGCAGGUUCUCUCAGCCGCUGCAUGAAGAGAUCGCUCUGCACAAACGCCUACGCCACAAGAACAUUGUGCGGUAUCUAGGCUCCGUCAGCCAGGGCGGCUACCUCAAGAUUUUCAUGGAGGAAGUGCCUGGAGGCAGCCUGUCCUCCUUGCUGCGGUCAGUGUGGGGACCCCUGCAGGACAACGAGAGCACCAUCAGUUUCUACACACGCCAGAUCCUGCAGGGACUCAGCUACCUGCACGACAACCACAUUGUGCAUCGAGAUAUCAAGGGGGACAACGUGCUGAUCAACACCUUCAGCGGGUUGCUCAAGAUUUCUGACUUUGGCACCUCCAAGCGACUAGCAGGCAUCACACCCUGCACUGAGACCUUCACAGGGACCCUACAGUAUAUGGCCCCAGAAAUCAUUGACCAGGGCCCACGAGGUUAUGGGAAGGCAGCAGACAUCUGGUCACUGGGCUGCACAGUCAUCGAGAUGGCCACAGGUCACCCGCCCUUUCACGAGCUAGGGAGCCCGCAGGCUGCCAUGUUUCAGGUGGGCAUGUACAAGGUGCAUCCGCCAAUGCCCGGGUCUCUGUCAGCUGAGGCUCAAGCCUUCCUCCUCCGAACUUUUGAGCCCGACCCCCGCCUCCGAGCCAGUGCUCAAGCGCUGCUGGCGGACCCCUUCCUGCAGCCUGGGAAGAGGAGCCGCAGCCCUGGCUCCCCCAGACAGGUUCUAAGGUCCUCAGAGGUGCCAUCCGACAGCCCUGCUCCUUCAGCGGACUCCACCUCCCAGUCCCAGACAUUCCCGCGCCCUCAGGCACCCUCUCAGCACCCUCCCAGUCCCCCUAAGCGCUGCCUCAGUUAUGGGGACUCCAGCCAGCUCCGGGUGCCCGAGGAGCCUGGGGCUGACGAGCCCGCGUCCCCUGAGGAGAGUUCGGGGCUAAGCCUCCUCCAUCAAGAGAGUAAGCGCCGGGCCACGCUGGCCACGGUACUGGAGCAGGAGCUGCCGGCCCUGGUGGAGAGCCUGCGCCUGCAGGAACAGGGUCCCCGUCUGGAGAAGGGUCAUGUGGAACAGCUACUGCUCUGCCUCAGGGCGCACAUCCACACUCCCAGCCGUCGGCAGCUGGCCCAGGAGCUGCGGGGACUGCAAGGGCAGCUUCGGGCUCAGGGCCUUGAGCCCGAGCUUCUGCAAGGGCCGCUCUUCGCCUUCCCGGAUGCGGUGAAGCAUGUCCUCCGCAGGCGCCAGAUCCGCCCACACUGGAUGUUCGUGCUGGACUCGCUGCUCAGCCGCGCUGUGCGGGCAGCCCUGGCCGUGCUGGCCCCAGAGGCGGAGAAGGAGGCGGUCCCACCGAAGUCGGAAGAGGCCAAUAACACAGAGGAGUCUGAGCCCAAGCAGGAGACCCCAGCCCCAGCCGAGCAGAGCCCUUUCCUGGGGGAACCGGAGCCGGGCACCCCUUCUCUGAUGGUGCAGCUGGGCCUCUUGCGAGCAGAGACUGAUAGGCUUCGAGAUGUUCUGGCUGAGAAGGAAAGGGAAUGCCAGGCCUUGGUGCAACUGGCCCUCCAGCGGGUCAAUGGGGAGGCCAGGACCUGUGCCCUGGCUUCAGACCCCCCAGCUCUCAUGGUGGACCAGGGCCUGGUCCAGUGGCUACAGGAACUGAAUGUGGAUUCAGGCACCAUCCAGACGCUACUGAACCACAGAUUCACCCUCCAUGCCUUACUGACCUAUGCCACUAGAGAUGACCUCAUCUACACACGCAUCAGGGGAGGGAUGAUAUGCCGCAUCUGGAGAGCCAUCUUGGCACAGCGAACAAGAUCCACGCCAGUUACCCCUGGCCCCCAGGAGGCUGAAUGA
This is a messenger RNA of Rangifer tarandus platyrhynchus (Svalbard reindeer), 3885 nucleotides long. Lineage: Eukaryota; Metazoa; Chordata; Mammalia; Artiodactyla; Cervidae. The record is from the annotation of a GenBank genome assembly.